AUGUCCCUCGAAAGCGAGAGAACCCACGAUGGGCUCAAUACGAACAAAAGCCCCGGCGAGGAUCAGGACGAGGAUAGACAAUUGCUCCAGACCUCGGUGACUGCAAUCAACAGGGCUGAUCACUAUGCAAAUGCCGACUAUUUGUCAAAUUUUGUCCCGGACUUUGAGCAGGAGAAGCUGCGCCCUCGGCACAUGAAGGGUCGAAUGGGCAAAAUCAUAAAGAUGCUCAGGACACAGAUCGCAGUUGCCGCAUUGAUAUUCGCGACCCAGCUGGUUGUCACAGUGUGGGCAGUCCUGGCGUUUCCCCCAGACGAGCGAGGCACUGGGACCUUCUUCUGGGGCGACUGUUCCAGUAUAGACACGACUGAUCGAGCGGUUCAUGUGGCUCUGAACAUUGUGUCUUCUAUCUUCUUGGGAGUCGGGCACUACUGCAUGCAGAUCCUCGUGGCCCCAUCUCGCCAGGAACUGGAUUCUGCGCACCGCAAAGGAAAGGCCAUGGAGGUUGGAGUGCCCAGUCUCCAGAACCUGGUGAGGGUUGAACCGAAACGAGCGGUCGCUUGGACCGCGAUUGGGGCCAUCGCGAUACUCUUGCACGUCUUCUGGAACUCGUUCAUCUUCACGUCACUACCCAUCGCAGUCAUCCCCGUCGUCAUAGCCACGGCAGAUUUCCAGACAGCACCGCACAACUGGACGGCUUCCGAUCCUCUAGCUCACUUUUCCUCCUGGUGGGGUCGUAUGCCUGGCUAUGAGGAAGAGCAGAAGUCGAUGAUUUACACCUUGCAAUCUGCCGCUGCGAACUUUACUCGCAUCGACGUUGAGUCGUGCGUGCGACGCUACGUUGACCCGAGGGAACCCACCAGUCCGCUCAUCGUGGUGGCUGGGAAUGUGACCACAGCCCAAAACAACGGUUCCUCGCUGAUAGACGGUGGGAUACUUGGAUGGUUGGGAUGGGAGUGGUCCAACGCCUGGAUCUGCCAGGCCUAUCAGCCCGAGAUAUGGCGAUACUGCAACUGGGAAUUUGCAAAGACGUUUGUCGACCAGUGGACGCUGGGACAGCAGAGGGGAGUCCUGGUUGAUCAUUGCCUGGUGGGAGAGGGAGCCGACAACUCGAAAAGGGGGCGAUACACGCAGGCCUUGAUCACUACAGGAGACGCGAUCCAGAGCUUCCUCGGCACUCCAGACAUGCUCAUCGACGAGGCUGUGGAAAAUGCAACGUCAGGACACUCUAGACAGGCAAGUGUCGAGCUGAAAGUCGCGACAUGGCGUACUCGGGCUCGCAUCCCGUGGUUUAAAGCCAUCGGCCCCUUUUUCUGGACGACCUCACUUGUGCUUUUUGCCACAGGCGUGCCAGUCUGCUCGUAUGCCUUCUGGAGGUCCAUUGUCGGUCGGAAGGCAGCUGGGCUUGACACGAGCCUCGUAGGAGUAUGGAAGGACGGCUUCGGCGUAAGCCCAACGAUGAUCGCCAGCGAGCUGCCUGGCGCCUUGUCGGGCAUCGAUGCUUCGGGGACUACGGCACUGCUGGCCAACAUAUUGAUUGCCAACAGUCCCCAGGUCAUGGUCAGCUUCCUCUACAUAUUCUACAACGGUAUUCUCACACGCCAGCUGGUCGCCGAUGAAUGGGUGCGGUUCCUUCGCAAGGAUGGCAAGAAGGCUUUGCACGUGUCGUCUCCCCUGGGGAUGCAGCGGUCAUCUCACUUCCUUUCCUUGCCGUUCAGAAGCUACCAUGAUAUUCCCCCGGGGUUUCAGCUCAUGGCGUUCCACAGCAUGGCUAUUCAGGCGCCCGUGUUCGUCGAUGAAGCGAGUCCAUGGGGCAAGCUUCUUGUCAUGGGAUGGGGAGCUAUCGAUCGGGUCUGGGCGCCUGCGAAAGAUUUCUGGAGUCGUCUUGUCUCUGAGACGAGGCUCGAGACCCGUACUCGUUCAAAAGAGCUAGAGCAGAGCGAUGAAGAUGGCAUUCCGUUGUGUCAGGAAAUACAUUCCGAAGACCUCAUGGAGGUCCAGAUCGGCGAGGUCGACCUUCUCAAAGCAAUGUAUGCAUCUGACCAAGAGCUGCAUAUGGACGAAGCGUCGCAACAGCUGUUGGAGUCGCUGCGGCAUUGGUGUGAAAGCGAUGGAGGGAAACUGCCUGACAUGGAGGCAUCGGCUAUAUCUGUCCUCCUCAAUCUUUGCCUCAACGAAGCCAACGAGAUGCGCGAUCUGCAGCUGGGGAUCUCCGUCCCGGUGGUGUUCCCACCCGACCAAGGGCAGGCAGACGACGACACGGAACCACCGAGGGCCAAGGUCUGGAUUCGCCAGUCAACAUGGAUGAGCAAAGCCGAAGCCGCGCGGUUGACCGACGAGAUUCCCGACGAGGACAUUCUGAGCGGCAUUGAAUUUGCCAAAGAGGCGGCAUCACAGCUCCUCGAUCGAGCGCAGCAGAGGGAAUCGUCGUCUGCCACGCCUACAAGUGCAGAGGCCAGCAUGGUGCGCAUCUGGUUCUACUUCCCCUCGAUCAGCACCCGCGCGAAGAGGGACGACAUUGUUCACCACGCCCCCUCGUACGGCCUCACCGGAUUUCUCCUGGCUGGGAAACCGGGCAUUCUGUGUCUCGAGGGCGGGUCCCAGGCCAUUGAUGACUAUAUGAAGUUUAUCAAGACGGAGAGCUGGAAGGACAUUCCCUCGCAGCACAAAAAGGUGAGCGAGAGAUAUCGACAGGCUGGUGUCGAUGUGACCCGCGUGUUUGACGACAUGCAGGAGAUCACGGACGAGUUUGGCGAUACGAGACGAGGCGCCCGCGGAAACCGCAAUGACAUGAGUGUGCUCAAGGCAUGGCUCAACGAGCAUGGCGUGGGCGAUGCAUUCGAAAAGGUGUUCAUUUGA
Emericellopsis cladophorae is the source of this 2856-nucleotide messenger RNA. RefSeq lists its product as uncharacterized. The transcript is spliced from 9 exons. NCBI's taxonomy places the organism in Eukaryota, Fungi, Ascomycota, Sordariomycetes, Hypocreales, Bionectriaceae. Bases 1 to 2856 code for a protein of 951 amino acids. The record is from RefSeq and is a predicted model, not a curated record.